AGGCUCGGGGCGGGGGGCCACGGCGCGCACCUCGGAGACCGAGCGUCGGCGGGCCGCCCCGGGCCUGGCGAAGGCGGAGCCACGCGGGGGUCCCCACCCCCACCCGGAAUCCUCGCCCGGGAGAAGCCCGGCAGCCCCGGCGGGGAGGAGGAAGUGUCCGGCGCACCCGCCCCGCGCCGAUCCCGCCCCCGCCGGCGCACUUGGGGAGCCGCGGGACUCUGCCUCGGACAGCAUGCUGCUCGAGACGGGAGCCCCCUCGAGGUGGAGCCGCUGAGUUCCCGGGCCUCGGCCGGGCGUUCCCGGGGGGAGCCGAGGGACCCCCCCUUCCCCCACACAACUUCCCCGCUGUGCACCUGGGACUGGCGGAGCGGCCGGGCGACUUUGACGCGGGACUUCGGGCGACCGGCGGCCCCCGGCUCGGGUCGCCAGUCGGGGCUGGGGGGUGGGGGGACGUGCCCCUCGCCCCCAGCUGCUCUCCGCGGAUGGCGCCGCCGGCUGAGUGAGGGAGGCGGCGCGCAGGACUUCCCCGCCCGGACCUCUUGUCUUCGCGGGGAAGAUGUACGAGAGUGUGGAAGUGGGGGGGCUCACCCCCACCCCCAAUCCCUUCCUUGUGGUGGAUUUUUAUAACCAGAACCGGGCGUGUUUGCUCCCGGAGAAGGGGCUCCCCGCCCCUGGUCCCUACUCCACCCCGCUCCGGACUCCGCUUUGGAAUGGCUCAAACCACUGUAGGUCUUGGAAAAAGUUAGCACAACAAAGGGCUCCUUUGUCGCUCACCCCUCUGCCUCCUGGCCUCACCCAGGCCCCCCAACCCCGCGCCUCCCCCAGCAGCUGUUCUCAGGCCUGUCUGAUUUGCUUGUCUGGCCUCAGGGAAGCCAUUGAGACCCAGAGCAGCAGUUCUGAAGAGAUAGUGCCCAGUCCUCCCUCGCCGCCCCCCCUCCCCCGCAUCUACAAGCCUUGCUUUGUCUGUCAAGACAAAUCCUCAGGCUACCACUAUGGGGUCAGCGCCUGUGAGGGCUGCAAGGGCUUCUUCCGACGCAGCAUCCAGAAGAACAUGGUGUACACGUGUCACCGGGACAAGAACUGCAUCAUCAACAAGGUGACCCGGAACCGCUGCCAGUACUGCCGGCUGCAGAAGUGCUUUGAAGUGGGCAUGUCCAAGGAGUCUGUGAGGAAUGACAGAAACAAGAAGAAGAAGGAGGCGCCCAAGCCCGAGUGCUCUGAGAGCUACACGCUGACCCCCGAGGUGGGGGAGCUCAUCGAGAAGGUGCGCAAAGCGCACCAGGAAACCUUCCCGGCCCUCUGCCAGCUGGGCAAAUACACUACGAACAACAGCUCAGAGCAACGUGUCUCUCUGGACAUUGACCUCUGGGACAAGUUCAGUGAACUCUCCACCAAGUGCAUCAUCAAGACUGUGGAGUUCGCCAAGCAGCUGCCCGGCUUCACCACCCUCACCAUUGCUGACCAGAUCACCCUCCUCAAGGCCGCCUGCCUGGACAUCCUGAUCCUGCGGAUCUGCACGCGGUACACGCCCGAGCAGGACACGAUGACCUUCUCCGACGGGCUGACCCUGAACCGGACCCAGAUGCACAAUGCUGGCUUCGGCCCCCUCACGGACCUGGUCUUCGCCUUCGCCAACCAGCUGCUGCCCCUUGAGAUGGAUGAUGCUGAGACUGGGCUUCUCAGUGCCAUCUGUCUCAUCUGUGGAGACCGGCAGGACCUGGAGCAGCCAGACAGGGUCGACAUGCUUCAGGAGCCGCUGCUGGAGGCGCUGAAGGUCUACGUGCGGAAACGGAGGCCCAGCCGCCCCCACAUGUUCCCCAAGAUGCUGAUGAAGAUCACGGACCUGCGAAGCAUCAGUGCUAAGGGGGCCGAGCGGGUGAUCACGCUGAAGAUGGAGAUCCCGGGCUCCAUGCCGCCUCUCAUCCAGGAAAUGCUGGAGAACUCCGAGGGCCUGGACACUCUGAGCGGACAGCCAGGGGGCGGGGGGCGGGAUGGGGGGGGCCUGGCCCCCCCGCCUGGCAGCUGUAGCCCCAGCCUCAGCCCCAGCUCGAACAGAAGCAGCCCGGCCACCCACUCCCCGUGACUGCCCGUGCCCCGUGGACACAGCCCUCACCCCACGCCCUGGCUUUUCUCUGCCUUUCUACCAACCAUGCGACCCCCACUGGCCCUACCCCCCUGCCUGUCCUCCCUUUCCUCGGGGACAGGAGGGCGGAGGCGGCGACUCUUCAGAGGGAGGCCCGGGCAGGAUGGACUGCCUCUCCUGCAGCCUGGGCGGACGGCAGGGGCAAUGUCGUGAACUGAGUGAGGACCCCUGGUCCUGGGCCUCAGGACGGAGCCUGGGGGCCUUGCGUUCAUCAAGACAGCCCUCUGCCCCCCUCGCCACAUCUUCAUCACCAGCAAAUGCCAGGACCUGGCUCCCCCAUACUCAGAACCCGCAAGCCAUUGCCCCCCGGUUGGGAAACCCCCCUGCCUCGGUUGGUGACAGAGGGGGUGGGCCAGGGGUGGGGGGUUCCCCCUGUACAUACUCUGCCAUACCAACCCCCAGGUAUUAAUUCUCGCUGGUUUUGUUUUUAUUUUAAUUUUUUUUUGGUUUUGAUUUUUUUAAUAAGAAUUUUCAUUUUAAGCACAUUUA
Messenger RNA from Ailuropoda melanoleuca (giant panda), 2632 nucleotides. RefSeq names its product retinoic acid receptor alpha (gene RARA). The transcript is spliced from 9 exons. NCBI's taxonomy places the organism in Eukaryota, Metazoa, Chordata, Mammalia, Carnivora, Ursidae. Gene Ontology annotation, cellular component: nucleus; transcription regulator complex. The coding region runs from base 557 to 2083 and encodes 508 amino acids. Gene Ontology annotation, biological process: regulation of transcription by RNA polymerase II; retinoic acid receptor signaling pathway; cellular response to corticotropin-releasing hormone stimulus. The record is from RefSeq and is a predicted model, not a curated record. Gene Ontology annotation, molecular function: nuclear glucocorticoid receptor binding; RNA polymerase II cis-regulatory region sequence-specific DNA binding; nuclear receptor activity.